This is a messenger RNA of Batrachochytrium dendrobatidis JAM81, 1326 nucleotides long. RefSeq names its product cysteine protease ATG4. NCBI's taxonomy places the organism in Eukaryota, Fungi, Chytridiomycota, Chytridiomycetes, Rhizophydiales. The transcript has 7 exons. The record is from RefSeq and is a predicted model, not a curated record. Bases 1 to 1326 code for a protein of 441 amino acids. Gene Ontology annotation, molecular function: protein-phosphatidylethanolamide deconjugating activity.
AUGAGUGCUGUUGAUACUACGGAAUCUGCUGCUGCUGAAGUGAACGCAGCAAAGUUUGGACAUGAUACAGCAUCUAAUAUGAGCAUACAUUCAAUCGCAAAUACUCCAGAUAUGUCCGCUACGAAUUGUAAUGAAAGCUGCACCAGUUCUACUCCAUCUGAUAACAACCCUAAUCAUGACAGUGCAGCACAUGUCACUACUUGGAGCCGUCUGUCUGGCGGACUGUCCUUGCUCAUGACCAGAGCUCUGCAUAGCAUUCAAUCUCUUGAUAUGGCAAGUGAGCUGAGUCGUUUUACCAAGUACCAUCGUCCAUAUCUUUCAUCGGCAGCGUCAUCUGGCAUCCCAACUUUGGACCCAAACAGUCCGAUAGUCUUUCUAGCACAGACCUAUUCGUCUCUUGCUCAUCCACAUUUUCUGGACGAUUUUCAUUCACGACUAUGGAUGACUUAUCGUAAAGGAUUCGCUGCAAUCAAGCCAACUGGAUACACCUGUGACAGUGGAUGGGGAUGUAUGCUCCGAAGUGGUCAAAUGUUGGUUGCAAACGCACUCUUAUUCCAUGAGCUUGGAAGAGAUUGGAGAUUGGGUGAUUCUAACGAUAGAGAUACUUGGCUGACUUAUUGUAGCAUCCUCACAAAGUUUCUGGAUGUAAAUACAAGUCCAUAUUCAAUUCAGCGUAUUGCAACUCUUGGGAUUCGUUUUGACAAGCAGAUUGGCGAAUGGUUUGGUCCAAGUACCAUAUCUCAAGUUUUAAAGGUUCUUGUGAACGAUGAUCAAAGAAUAAGCUUGAAAGUUCAUGUUUCCAAUGAUGGUGUGGUAUACAAGAAUGAAAUCAAUACUAUUCUAUCAGCUACACGAGACGAUGGAAAGACGCCUGCCGUACUAAUCAUGAUUCCACUUCGGCUUGGCGUGGAAACCAUGAACCCAGUAUAUUACCCUGGAGUCAAGCACUGCUUCGCCAUGUCUCAUUGUGUUGGAAUUGCAGGCGGUCGACCAAAUUCAUCAUUAUUCUUUCUUGGUGUAGAUGGCGACCAUUUGAUAUAUCUUGAUCCGCACCAUCUUCGUCCAAGUGUGGACAGUCGAGACAUUACAUCAUACAAGAUGGAGGAUCUUUUGAGUUAUCAUUGUGAAAAAGUCAGGCUACUACCGAUUGCAUCCAUGGACCCAUCACUUGUUAUUGGAUUCUACUGUCAUAGUCUAAAGGAUUUUGAUGUGUUGUGUGCCAAGAUGACUGAGCUAGCAACUGGCUCAGCACCGCUGUUUUCCAUUGAAGAAAUGACUCCCGACUUUGAUCCAGAUGUGGACAUUAUUUCUGAAUAUGAUUUUUAA